ACAAACGUACGAACGUUCUGUGGUCAAAUUGUACGUUCCGUUCGUUGUCUUCAUUGUUGUUUAACAUCUUUGACAUUUAAGACUGAGCUAAUUAGUGACAUACGCUUCCAAAGCAAAAUGUCAUUACCAGUUUCCUUGAUGUUAUACCCCAUGGCGUUGUUUAUUGGAGAAAACCUUGUGUCGUGGUGACCGAGUUCUUCCGGCUGGGCCUGCAUGGUCUGGCAGGUGCCCUAGUGUAGAUCAGCUGUUGCGGUAAAACGAACAAACAAUGAUUAACUCCGAGCCAGAACCGAGUAGAGUCGAAACGGGCAAGACCUUAGACACGAUGAAGAAGCGCUUUCGUGUUAUUUAUUUGGGUUCGUCCUCCAUGGACAGACGAUACACCCAGUGUAUUCAACCUUGGGUGAUGGCAGAAAUAAGGCGGAAAAAGGAGGGGUUCAGAGACGUUACCUUGGACGUGCUAUCCAACUCACUCCGAGCAACAGCCUGGGAUGCUGAUGGUUUGGCUGAAAUUCUGUUUGAACAUAAACUUCAAGAGCUGACACGAUUUGCAAAACUCCAUCAAGACCCGAGGUGUUUUGCAUAUCUUUCUCGUCAGCAACUAAAUAAUGAUGAUUUUGAAUGUCAUGUUUUUUUGACAGCUCAUGACGAUAUGGUGCCUGAGAUUUUCAACACUAUCCGUGAGACGACCAAAGAUCUGAACAAAGACGGUCACUGUGGCGAACAGGUGGUCAACCAUUCAAGCAUGGGUGAAGGAAACUUCGACCAGUCGAAGGCCUUCUUUGAGGUCAAAUACAUGGGCCGGAUUCGAGUGACCACUCGCAAAGUCCCGACCUCGUUCAUUGACGACCUUGUCGAUCGUUUUGAUGCUCGGGAGGAGGAGAGACAGCUGUUGGCACAGCAGAUGGAGAUCCGACAGAGACACGCUAGUGGAACCAGUGUCCGGAGCCUCCCGGCCUCGCUGGACGACGCCGUCACAGUAACCGAGAACAACCUGGAGUGUCAGCAACAGAGGCUUCACAUUGACUACGGCAGCACCGAGAGCAGCACCGACGAGCUGGUGAAUCUGGCCAGCUCCUCGGAAAACCUCAUGGAAAGUUCGGGAACUUUCUCUAGUCACGAGAACUCCAGGGAGAGAGACACAAAUGGAAGUUCUUCCGAGUUUAUCGGCUACUGUCCUACCAGAUUGUCGACCAGUGGCAAUGGGAAGGACUGUAAGGUGGAUUUCAACAUGGAGAGUGGAGACAGUCAGGAGAAUCUGACAUCUGAUGAUGGGGACCAGGACCGGGAGGUAUUCUGCGACACGGUGCUCAAGGUGAAGCCGGAAACGAACCGCAUCAUGCUGUUCCAGAUAGGAAGGCAGGACAUCUCUCUGAUCAGCUUGGACCAGAAACAGAUCAUCAUGGAGCGCAAGUUCAAGGACAUUUCGUUCGUGUCUCAGGGAAGUUCCAAGCAAGAUGUGUUUGGUGUGAUCAGCCGAGAACCUAGUCGUGAUGUUGACCACAAGUCCGAUGGAAAUAUCUUUGUCUGCUACAUCUUCCGAUGUCAUUCCGAGUCGGUGGUUUCGGAUAUAAUGUCCAAUCUGCAGACUGCAUUCACCAUGGCAUUUAAACAGAGUCAGGCCACCAAGUGGGUGACGGGAAAACCACAGUCGCAGAACCAGAUUUGUAUCAUGUGUCCACUUCACCAGCUCGAAAAACUCUGUCGCGAAAUAAAUGGUAUGAGCCCACAUGCAGCAUACGACUUCCUGUUGAAACGAAUCCAGCACUUGUCUGAUCAGGACACUUCUGAAAUUGCUAAACGACUUAAGAAUGAAAACCCUCAGAGCUAUGAUGAAACAGUGGAAGUUUUAAUGAUCUCUCUUCGAAGAUUGUGUGAACGCAAGCAGAAGGAACAUGUGCACAUUUCUGAAGGUGGAAAAAAUGUUAAAUCAGAGUUUAACAUCAUGGAUAAUGACAGGAAUUUGAUGUUCAAAUUUGACAACUUGAGAAACAGAGCCAAGAAGAGCUUGACCAAUUCCUUUGAAAGUCUACUCAGGGGCAGAAAAAAAGAUGAUUUCAUGGACGGUUUUCGACACAGAAGCGGAACCAACGAAAGUGAGGGCAGCUGGUCCAGAUCAAUGGAUUCUCAGAUGUCGACCCCAGACGCUUCACCUGUGUCGUCCCCAGUAGUCAAGGAGUUUCACCACCAGUUUCCUAGUCCUCCACACUCCCCCGAGGGACACCGCAAACGCAGUUCCACCGUCGGUGCUAUCCCCGAUCCUGCAAUCACGGCUAGUCGGAGAAACAUUGGACAGCGGCGUCAGACAGAAGCCAAGCUGUCUGUUGAAAACUAUAACAACAACCACCUCCGGAGUCCAUUGAAAAACAUGUUUCUUCUGGCCGGCUGCCCCAGUCCGAGCACGCCUGACGAGUCAUGCACGUCUCCUAUGGAAGACCUGUCGUUACUGGCCACACCCCGGAGAAUAAGUUCUUGGCGGCAGGCGAUAUUUAACAAGGUUGUGACACCGGUACAGUUCUCAGACUCAGACCCACUGACUCAAGAUGAUUUAGGAACCGACAGAACUGAAAAAAAGGAAAAGCUGACUCCAUUUCAACUGAGGUGUCUUUGGAAGAAAGCAAUUUUAGAAACACUGCUGCUUAUUAGAAUGGAACGUGAAAAUCACAAUCUGCAAGCUGGUGAUUCCACUCAAGCCCGCCAGGAUGCGAUUGAGCAGCAGCGUAAGAAGACAGACUACCAGGAAAUAACUCCAUGCUUGAAGGAGGUCACAAAGAUCUGGGACGAACUGUUGGCAGCUCCCCAGCGUGGUCAGACCAAGAUUUCCAGUGCAACCAUUGUGGAAUGUGUGAAGAAGGGUGUUCCGCGGUGUUACCGUGGUGAGAUCUGGAAGUUGCUGGUGGAGCAGCACAGACUGUGUAACGUGGAAGGUGGUGCGGACACGAUCCCCGAAACUCCGUACUGCGACCUGCUCCGACAGCUCACCACUCACCAGCACUCAAUACUCAUUGACCUCGGUCGCACGUUUCCUGGUCAUCCGUACUUCUCGGCUCAGCUUGGUAAUGGCCAGCUGGAGUUGUUCAAUCUGCUGAAGGCGUACAGCCUGCUGGACGAGGAGGUCGGGUACUGCCAGGGGCUCAGCUUCGUUGUUGGGGUCCUCCUCAUGCAUAUGUCUGAAGAUGAUGCCUUUGAGACGAUGAAGUACUUGAUGUUUAGAUUUGGUCUCCAGAAACAGUAUCGACCUAACAUGAUGGCUCUUCAGGUAAAGCUAUACCAGCUGACACGUUUGAUUCAUGAUCAUCACCGAGAAUUGUAUGAUCACUUUGAACGACAUGAAAUAGCGCCCACACUGUAUGCCGCACCAUGGUUUCUCACUCUGUUCGCCUCCCAGUUUCCUCUCGGCUUUGUUGCCCGCUGCUUUGAUAUGAUCUUUAUUCAAGGCAUUGAUGCUGUAUUCAAAAUUUCUCUAAUGUUGCUUAGCAACCAUCGAGAGCUCAUACUGCACUGUGACUCAUUUGAGUCGAUAGUUGAGUUUUUGAAAACUACCUUGCCGGACAUGGUUCAUGUUCAGAUGGAAAGGAUUGUCAAUCAGGCAUUUGAGAUGGACAUUAGUAAAGAGCUGCAUGCGUACGAGGUGGAAUACCAUGUGCUGCGUGAGGAGAUGCUCUACUCUCCGCGGCAGCAGCAGGGGGACACGGCGGCCGCCAUCAGCAAGCUGGAGGGCGUGAACCGGGCCCUGCGGCAGCAGAACAUGGACCUCCUCGAGAAACUGCAGCAGACGAACAACCACCUGCACAGCCUGGAGCUGAACGUGCACACACACCAGUCAAAUGAGACCAAGCUCAAGUCUCACAUCCGCACACUGGAGCUGGAGCGUGCUGCCUUGCUCAACGCCGUCGCCAAGCUGAGACAGACUGUGCCGCAGGACCGGCUGGAGAAGCUGGAGCUGAUGCUGCCCGCAUUCACGCCCUCGCUGCCCGCCAGCCCCGUCCUCAAUCUGACCAACAACAGACUGCAGAACAACAACGUGAAGAACUUGGCCAACGAACACAUCGAGACAACACAACAGUCGAGUAGUCACAAAGAUGGACAUACGAACUCUGACAAAACUAAUUACAGUUAGUGGUCAGGGAAUGUCAAGUAUUAAUGAUGGACAUAAAUUAAUGAUUGACAAGAGUUAUGAACACAUUAUCAAGACGACACAGUCAAGUAGAUGGACAUACAAACUCUGACAAAACUAAUUACAGUUAGUGGUCAGGGAAUGUCAAGUAUUAAUGAUGGACAUGAAUUUGUACAUACACUACUCAGAGCUAAUGAUCACAGUUGCCAAGCAUUCACAAAAAUGGACAUUCCAAUGCAGCUAGUGAUCGGGAUUGCCAGGGAUUCAAUUAAACAAACGUGAGCUUGGCCAAAACAACUUGUAGCUAAUGAUCAGGAUUGUCAGUUUUUCACAACUAGGCCAAAAAUACUUGUAGCUAAUUAUUAAAAUUACUAACUAUUGUAAAUGACAGUGGACAUACACAUUUUACGAAAACUUCUUGUAGUUAAUGAUUGGAAGUGUCCAUUAUUUACAAAGAUGGACAUGUGAACUCUGCCAAAACUACCAGCAGCCAAUGAUCUGAGUUCGGUUUUGAAAGCUGGUGGUCUAAGAAAUUGUUUCUAAGAUAAAGCAGGUGUAUACUAAUUAAAGGAAUGUGUCUACGAGAUAUUAUUUUGUGUAACUCCUGAAGAAGUGAUUGUUGGAACAUGAUAUUUGUUGAACAUUGUUAUAUUGUUUUAUAUAGACCUAAUUGAGGGCUGUCUCUUUGUUGGACAGACCGUUGUUUUUACUGCAGUUAUAAGGAAAAUACUGUUCCAGGGCAUUAUUGUCGUCUUGUCACAUAUCUUGGUCCGUAUCUCCAACUGACACAACGAGCCAUGCUGUUCUCAUCAUUCCAUGCUGUACUUGGAUUUACUACCAUGUUUUAUUUCUGUUAGUGAAUACGGAUUGUUUGUUCCAUGUUUUAGUGGGAACUGCAUAAUUCCUAUUUCAUUUCAUUUCAACUUACGUUCGUGCUUAUAUCCAAUUAAGGUUCAAGCACGCUGUCCUGGGCACACACCUCAGUUAUCUGGGCUGUCUGUCCAGGACAGUGGGUUAGUUGUUAAUUGUUAGUGGUUAGUGAGAGAGAAGAGUGCGUAGCGGUUUUACACCUACCCAUUGAGUCGUUAAAACUCUCUCUGGGUGGGAGCUGGUACCGAGCAUAAUUCCUAUUAUUGUGAAUGAUGAAAGAAGCUGUUAUAUCUACACAUUGAUUGUACAGUGAUGUAUAUUCACUGAAUAGUGAUAUACUACUACUAGUAUAUAUGUGACGCCGAGUUUGAUUGUUACUUGUACAGUUAAGGGUUUUUUUGUUGGAUGGGUGUUUUUUUCCAUGCUGAGCAUGAACAAGAAAUUAUAAACUGAAGUUGAAGUAUUAUUUCAAGAGAAGUAUUUAAUUUUAACAAAGAAACGUUGGAAGGGAUGGGGACCAAACAUUAUUUGAUCAUUAUAUCUCGCCAAUGAAAAGUUGUCUGUAGGAUAUUUUUCAUUUUCUGGGUUGCCCCUUCACUGCCUGGGACUAGUAGAAACACGUAUUGCUACCAUGACUGCAUGAGUACAUUCAAAAUAUUCUUUUAAAAUAAAUAUUUAUUUUUAACUGAUAACCGAGUAAUAAAUGUAAAGAUAUAUCUUUAGACUAUUAACAAAAUGAUACAUCAAACAGUUUAUAAAUAAAUAAAUAAUUUGAAUUGUAAGAUGUACCAAUAGAAAUUAACAUUGGGCUCAUUAGAUUCAUCGUACACCACAGUGUUGAUGUUACAAAAGAAGUGCAUUUGUAGACAGAAUUUUCAGUUUAUUUCUUGAACAUAAAUAAUGGCAAGUGGUCAAAAAUGUAAGACAUUAAUAGAACAUGAAGAUUUAAUAUUCAAUGUCUUCCUGAUCAUGGUAGCAAGAUGCUUUGCUGUGUCAUUCCCAGCUAGUGACCAUGGCUUGUUGAUCAGAUAUUGAAAUUUUCCUCCGAUUUGUCUUUGGCCAUGUUAGUUUUGCUUGAUUCUUAAUGGGGUAUCGAAUUUAGGGAAUUCUUGUUACAAUGCAUUAACUUCAGGUUGUACAUAACUGUGAUCUGGUAUACAUGUAGAUUAUUUCACUUAAGUAGCCUACUGCUGAAAAUGUGUGCAUUGGAGCAAACAUGAACAUUGAAAAUGAAUAUUGUUAUUUUUAUUUAAAUGUAAAAUUUUGAAAAAAUCUAUUGUGCAGUGUUGGGUUUGCCUACUCAAUGGAAAUAUAUUGCCUGAAUCACCUCAUAAACGUGACAUCGAAAAGGUUCUGUGCAGCUGGGAAUUAUUUGCGAUUUGAUCCAUUGUUAAUUAUUAACUGGACCAUUUUGUUUUGUGUUAAAUGUAUCUAUGCUAAAUUUUAUUCAAUUAUAUGGAAAUAAUUCUAGUGUUUGUAGACUUGUGGUUUAACUGUUGAAAAUUUAGUACUGUUGGCGACCCAUUCAGUGUUUAAGUCAUGACUUACCUGUAAUUUGACUUUAAACAUUAAAUUUAAUUUACAGUUGGUAAAAUGCUUGUUUUACCAUCUCAAAUUAUAGCAGAGAUCCAUUGGGAUUCAUUCUUACAAAUGUGCUGAAUUAGAAUACUCAUAAAAUGUUAACUAGCUAAUACAUACAUUUAGUAUCUAGUUUUACUGUUUACUGGUAGCAACCUUGAAUGUGAAAGAUCAAGUACAGAAGGUGUUUUGUGUGUGCAGCAAACAUUGUCUUGACUUGACAGUGAAGUUGGAUGAAUAAUUGAUGAAUAAAUACUGUAUUUACUCAAUUGAAACGACAGGAAUAUGUAAGACAUUUAUGUUGGAUCACGACUAAAGCAUUUAUAACAACAAAGUACCGUCUGGUAUUUUUUAAAAUUGCUCAUUGUGACUAUAGUUUAUCCCACAGGAAAUGACUUUUUUCAUACUAUGAAAUUUACUACACGUUAUUUAUUUCUGAGACAAUUGAUUUGUAAACUGCACACAAAAAUAGGUGGGUUUUUUUGUUAUUUCAAAAGCACUUUUACUUUUCUUCUUACGUCAGACCAAACUGAAAUUAUUUACAAUUUAUUUAUUUUUUAUUUAUAAAAUGAUGGCACAGAAUAUAGAUUUGUAGGUUUUCUUAAACCUGGCAAUCAAACCCCUUAGUGCUCAAGAUCCUGUGUCAUAGUUGUUUAACAUCUAACAUUAAUUCCCUUUUUUCCCAGUCGUUACACUAUUUGCUUUGAAUUUUACUUUUUAACAGCUCUUGUUCUUGUUUCAGGUUUUUUAGGUUUGUUUGAGGUUGUGGGAUUUUUGUAAUUUUAUAUAUGGUACUAAUUGUACUAAAAUUACAAGACUCACUCCAUUUUUUUUUCUUUUUCUCAGACUCGUGUGUCAGAAAAUAUCUACAAUUUUUUUUAUCCCAGAAACUAUUAUUCCUUUUCUAAUUCAUGUUUACAGACAGUUGGCCUCUUAAAGACUAUUACGUUCUGAUAUUAAACCUGUAUAAUAGUUUUUUAUUUGCUUUCACAAAGCUGGAAGGCAAGAUUUGGGUGUUAAUUGUCGGGCAUUUUGCAUAGCUUCUCACAUAUUGUAAAUUACACCUGUGGAUGUUGAUCUCGGUAUAUCAUUGCAUUUCUUAUUAAUAUAUAUAUAUAUAUAAAUAAUACUAUAACAGAACUAGGUUAAUCAUGAAUUUAACAUUGAAAAAAAAACAAAAACAUUUAAACAAAACCAGUUUUGUGAGUGGGUCCCAUCAAUUAAAUUUACUUAAUGUCUUGUUAAGGAAAUUGUAUUUUCAUAAUGGCACCCAGUUACAGAUAGGAUCUUGGAAAGAAUGGGAAGUUAUAUUUUGCUUUUUUCAUUGUAUUGUAUUGUUUAUUAUUCUUACAUGUUAUGUACACGUGUGUUAUGAGAUUGUUUUCGAUUGGAAUCUCAAUUCAUGUAGCAUAUGACGUAUUUAAUGACAUUAUUAUAAAGAAGACACAUUGUUUUGUCAUGAAAUUGUCUCAUUGCUUCAUCCAGCAUUAUAUAUUUGUUCUAUAGCUAAAGUAAAAAUAAAAAUAUGUUUUACUACCCGA
Gigantopelta aegis is the source of this 8106-nucleotide messenger RNA. RefSeq names its product TBC1 domain family member 4-like. Bases 269 to 4120 code for a protein of 1283 amino acids. NCBI's taxonomy places the organism in Eukaryota, Metazoa, Mollusca, Gastropoda, Neomphalida, Peltospiridae. The transcript has 19 exons. The record is from RefSeq and is a predicted model, not a curated record.